Aptenodytes forsteri (emperor penguin) is the source of this 3046-nucleotide messenger RNA. RefSeq names its product lysophosphatidic acid receptor 6 (gene LPAR6). Gene Ontology annotation, molecular function: lysophosphatidic acid receptor activity. NCBI's taxonomy places the organism in Eukaryota, Metazoa, Chordata, Aves, Sphenisciformes, Spheniscidae. The record is from RefSeq and is a predicted model, not a curated record. The coding region runs from base 1 to 1023 and encodes 340 amino acids. The transcript has a single exon. Gene Ontology annotation, cellular component: membrane. Gene Ontology annotation, biological process: positive regulation of Rho protein signal transduction; phospholipase C-activating G protein-coupled receptor signaling pathway.
AUGGUAAGCUCUAAUUGUUCCACUGAGGACUCCUUUAAAUAUACUUUAUAUGGGUGUAUCUUUAGUAUGGUGUUUGUUCUUGGCCUCAUAGCAAACUGUGUUGCUAUCUACAUUUUUACUUGUACAUUAAAAGUGCGAAAUGAGACUACAACUUACAUGCUUAAUUUAGCAAUAUCGGAUCUGCUUUUUGUGUUUACAUUACCCUUCAGGAUUUAUUACUUUGUAGCGAGAAACUGGCCAUUUGGAGACAUUCUCUGCAAGAUUUCUGUCACCCUCUUUUAUACAAAUAUGUAUGGGAGCAUUUUAUUUCUGACCUGCAUAAGCGUAGAUCGCUUUUUAGCUAUAGUACACCCCUUUCAAUCUAAGACUCUCCGAACCAAAAGGAACGCAAAAAUUGUCUGCGCUGCAGUAUGGAUAACCGUGUUAGCAGGCAGCACACCAGCAAGCUUUUUCCAGUCUACUAACCGCCGUAAUAAUACUGAACAAAGAACGUGUUUUGAAAACUUUUCAGAGGACACAUGGAAAACCUACCUAUCCCGGAUUGUUAUCUUCAUUGAAAUAGUUGGGUUUUUUAUUCCACUCAUCUUGAACAUGACCUGCUCUACUAUGGUCUUACGGACUUUGAAUAAACCGCUUACAUUAAGUCGGAAUAAAUUAAGCAAGAAAAAGGUACUCAAAAUGAUUUUUGUCCAUUUGGUGAUAUUCUGCUUCUGCUUUGUGCCUUAUAACGUUACCUUAAUACUUUACUCCCUUAUGAGAACACAGACCUGGAUUAAUUGUUCAGUGGUAACUGCAGUCAGGACUAUGUACCCCAUCACUCUGUGCAUUGCCGUUUCAAACUGCUGUUUUGACCCUAUAGUCUAUUACUUUACGUCAGAUACAAUUCAAAAUUCAAUAAAAAAGAACCGGUCCACUAGACCACGGGACAUCAGAUUCUCCGAAAGGCCAGUUUCGGAAAACUUCAUUCAACACAGCCUUCAGACCAUAAAAAUGAAAAUAUUUGACAGUGACUCUACAAUAUAAGCUGUAUUAAAAGACUACUGGGACUAAACUGGAAUUAGAAGCCUGCACAUUUCUUCAGCUGUGGAAAUAUAUUCUGAUAUGUAAAAGUAACACUUCCUUCACAUCAGAAAAGUUUAUAAGACUGUAAAAGUGUUAAGCAUAAUAGUACACAGAAAAAGUAUUUUAAGAAUUUAUUAUGUCAGAUGUCUGUUCUGACAGGUUGUAUGUUAGAAACGAACUUUUGGUUUCAGAUUAGGUUAACCGAAGUCCAAAGACUGUCUGUCAAGUCAAAAACAAAGGAAAAAGUAGGUGGGUUUUUUUCUGAAGUUAAAACAAUUGCUCAUUUUUUAUAAUGAUAUAGGUUUCCAAGUUGCUGAGGACGGGGGUGAGACUGACUGGUCUACACUGCAGGACCCAGUUGCCGCGGAAAACAGCACCAUGUUGAUCAUACCACUUCAGCUACUGUGCCUGCUCCGGAGCUUCUGCUUCUCUAUCUUACUCCUCCCUCCUGUCUCUCUCCCUGCACCUUCCUUCUUAGGGACCAUUACAUUCAUAGGAAGCUUCAGUCAAUGGGCUGCAAGAACUUCAUUUCUCCCAGGUUUAUCUGAUAAAAUAUAUGCUCUCUCCACAAGCCUGGCCCCCAUAAAGCAAUUAAAUCUUCUGGUAGUUUAGAGCAUCUGGAAACAACUCAGACAAACUGGUUUUUCUUCUCACCUCUGUCUCAGAUGUCUGUGUAAUUAUAACAAAAUAACCUCUGAUGACUGAGUUAGUGCUUUAGGUACAGUACCACUUCAUUAAACUCUUUUCUGAGAAGUUCUUCAACUCAACAUGACUUUUGAGCAAAACAACAUCCUCCAAAUAAGGUAAUUCAAUCUCAAGGUAGUAGUCUCUUAGAAAAACAUGACCUUUGCUAACUAGAAAUGAGCAUGUGCACCAACCCAAAUAUUUCUUCUAGGAAACUAUUUGGUGUCCCAUAAAGAAAUUUAAGACAUGGUAGUUUUUAGAGUGAAACUUCCUCUCAAUCUUUGAGUAUUUUUAACAUGAGCAUUUAAAAUUUCAAAUGCUAUUUUCUUGCAAACUUUAUAAAGUAUAAAAAUAAAUUACUUGGGGCUACGUGCUGGCAAAAUUAAUCGAGACACUUUGAAAAGUUAAAGCCGUGUAAAAGGAGAAAUCUACAUAUAUUACUGUUACAAACAGAAAUAUAUAGACAAGAGUGCUUUAAGACGUCCUGCUAUGUAUGUUUCCCAGCUAUUAGAACAUUGUGUACAUUUUUCUCAAAAUUAAUUUAACAUCGCUGUAAAAUUAAAUAAAUAUUUAAAAAGUAAAAAUAAGUAGUAAGUGUUGGUUUUUCCUCCCCAAAAACAAUGGAGUCAAGAAUAAGAACUGAGUUAAAAUGAAUUUGCACUUUAGAUUUUGGGCAGUGAGUUGCAACACAGCUAUAGCACUGAGGCAUUUUUACUUCAGGGCAGUAUACGGAAGCGCAAAUCAAUGUUGGAGAAAAUGCAUAUUGAGCUGUCAGAGUAUGUAUGUUAUCCGAUUGAAUUUACUUCCCUUUCCGAAGCUUUUGCUUAAUUGUUAUAAAUCAACUGUACAUUGCCUAGUACUACUGGAAAACUGAGUUACUCAAAGACUGCUAGAAACUAAUGCCGACUGAAUUUUAAAUUUAACAGCAUUUUAAAUCUUUAUCCACACAACUUAUGAAAGGAAAAUUCAAAUGGUAUGAGCUUAAGCUACAAAGAUAGCAUAGAUAUAAAUGUCUGCAUAAUAUCUGAAAAUAGGCAGUUAUCUUAGUCGGGAAUCCUAAACUCCUCUGAUUCAUAUACAACUUCAGAAAAAUGCACGAAACCCCCAGCAUGAGUAGAAAUUCUGUACGUAUUCCAUAUGCCACUGACUGACAAAUCCAAAGGUCAAAAGCCGGAUAGGCAUCUCUAAUGUCUCAAUGCAUCUCUCUCUAAAGAGCCUGUUUAAUAUUAGACUGCCUCCAAAGACUUUGAGACUAAAGCCCUUCAUGUCACUGCUGGGCUAUGUUCCUAGGCUACUACUC